This is a messenger RNA of Chiloscyllium plagiosum (whitespotted bambooshark), 393 nucleotides long. The record is from RefSeq and is a predicted model, not a curated record. NCBI's taxonomy places the organism in Eukaryota, Metazoa, Chordata, Chondrichthyes, Orectolobiformes, Hemiscylliidae.
AUGAACUCUUUUCGAACUAUUGCCUUAGACAAUCUUUCCUUCCCAGCAAAAAAAACUAGGGGAAAGACCACCAAGAAGUGCCCUCAGCAUGCAACUUCUGUAUUCACCAUGUUUGAUCAGUCAUAAAUUCAGGAGUUUAAGGAGGCCUUCAGCAUGAUCAAUCAGAACCAUGAUGGCUUCAUUGAUAAGGAGGAUUUGCAUGAUAUGUUAGCUUCACUAGGUUAUAUCCAGGAAGACUACUUGAGAGAUCUGUUGACAACAAUGGGUGAUCGGUUUACUGAUAAGGAGGUCGAUGAACUUUUCCGUGAAGCACCAAUUGAUACUAAGGGCAAUUUCAACUAUGUUGAAUUUAUUCACAUACUGAAACGUGGUGCCAAGGACAAAGCUGACUAA